AACCAAUCUAUGCAUCUUGGUGAACUGAGAUGAAAACACAUUUGAGCGCGCUUUUGAACGUCAAAAACAUGCCUGGCAAGAGAAAUAUUGCGCUUGAUCAAGUCAGAAGUGAAAAUAUUGCAACUAAAACUGUAAAUUACCGUGCAAAAGCUGCAUAAACUGCAACAAGAAACAAACUAAAUGGUUAAACAAAUGUUUGUGUGUAACUAGUGCAUUUAGUGAACUAAAAUCAAAUGUUAUUUCAAUGUUAAAAUCAAACUCGCGAUAAGGUGUUUUCUGUUUAACUGGAUUGUGGUUUCUGUGCCGAUAGCGAUAGUGCCUUUUCUUUGUUUUGUGCCUUCGAUUGAACAAAAAAAAAAAAUGGAAGUUACAGCUCCCGUAGUGUUGAAUGAUGCUUCCAAAAUUUCCCCAGGAGCGAAUGUUCGCAAAAUGAAACAAAGCCGGCUGCCUUUUCAAUUUUUGUCAACACCUGCCAAACCGCCAGUGGAGCUGGGUGAAGCACGCAAAAGGAAACCAUCGACGGAAGAAUUAGAUGUGGAACAUGUAGCAAAGGCCGGACGAGUAUCAGAUGUUAAAGAGCUUGUUACGACACUGGUAGCGGAGGAAGAAAAUCGUAAACCAGAAGGUGAUAAUGUGGACAAAACUGCUAAUGAUCAAGACAAACCAUCGGGAUCGGUGACGAGUAACAAUGGCACAUCACUUUCCGCGAAGAAAUCAAAAAGAAAGACGAAUAAGAUGGAUUCGCCAAAAAUUUUGAUUAAACUCCCCAUAGGAAAACGAAAACGCAGUACCACGGAUAAAAUCAAGAAGGUGAAAAAGAAGGCAGUUGGUGCAGGGAAACUGAAUUUAAGCAAUGAACCUAAAGAAACAAUAAUUCUGGAUGACUCGGAUCUAUCCGACGAUGGUGAUGCUGAUGUAGCAGAAAAGAACAAAUCUUUGAUUUUGACGGCGGAAAAUGAGACUCCGCCAAAAAAUGAUUCUGAUUGUGCAACGGAAGAAAACGAAGUGGAGCUUUCGGACUCGACAGCAGAAAAAACAGAACGCGCAGAUGAAUCAUUUACUGAAAGCAAAUCUAUAGAAUCAUUGGAACUAGUUGACAAAACUGGAAGUACCACGAAAGGCGAGGAUUUACCGUCAGAGUCAGCUGUUGCACAGGAUACUAUUAAACCACUGGAUCAAUCCGACACUAUCCUCGCUGGUGACAUAUCUUCCGACGUUGAUUCAAGCGAAGACGUCUACUUGCUCUGUACUCCCAACUCCAAGAUCGUCCCAAGCGAGGAGGAGAAAAAGCAACGGAAAUUGACCCCAAAACAAAUAGCUCUACGUCAGGGUUAUGAAAAGCGGCGUGAACUGAAGCAACAGGCAAAGCUGGAAAAACGUCGCCAACUGCAGGAGGAAAGGGAGGAAAAAGCUCGCGAAAAAGAGGAACAGGAGCGACUGCGUAAAAAGGAGCGCGAAGAAAAGGAAGAUCAAAGACGUCGGGAACGUGAAGAAAAAGAGCUCAUGAAACGCAAGGAUCGCGAAGAAAGGGAAGAGCAGAAGCGCAAAGAGCGCGAAGAGAAAGAGGAACAGAAACGCAAAGAACGCGAGGAUAAGGAGAAAAAACGGCAGGCCGAAAUUGAUCAGAAAACUGAAGAGAAGCGCCAGAAGGAAGAGGAACGUCGCAAGAAGGAGGAACAAAGGGAGGAGGAAAGAAAGCGCAAGGAGGAUGAGAAAGAAGCCGAGGAAAAGCGGAAACAAAAGGUGGCUCAAGCUUUUACAAGCUUUUUCGUCAAGAAGCAAACCGCUGGCGGUGGUGUUAAAGCUUCUGAUGAUGAAAAUUCGGUCGAAUCUGCUUUGGGCGCACCAACGGGCAGUGUGGCGAGUUUGGGUCAGCAGCGGUUCAUGCCCUUUUGCGUUAAAGGGGACAUGAGAUUGGCACCAACGGUACGACGGGUUCUAAAUUCUGGCCAGAAAGACGCUUUGGAACGUCUUGUGUUACACAUUGCGGACGGAAAGCAAGUAACUGAUCGGGCUAAUCUUUAUGUUGAACUGCUAAGACAAAAGACCCAUAAUCCGAUAAAAACCGAACGAACUUGGAAUGCAGAUGAUGAGGAGGAAAAUGAUGAAAUAAUGAUUGUUGACGAAAACGUGUGCCACGAGAUUGAGAAAGAUCCGGGCAAGAUGAAGCAAAAGUUUAAAACUAAAUUCUUUCUGUUUGAAGAAAAUCGUCGUCCUCCGUAUAGAGGAACGUGGCGUAAACGGAGUGCUUGUAUUAAAGCACGUCGCCCAUUCGUUCAGGACACUAAAUUUUUCGAUUAUGAAGUGGAUUCCGAUGACGAAUGGGAAGAAGAAGAGCCCGGCGAAUCACUGCACGGUAGCGAUGACGAAAAAGAUGUCGAUCCCGAAGAAGACUACGAAGUGGAUAAUGAAUUUUUCGUACCUCAUGGCCAUCUAAGUGACGAAGAACUGCAAGAGGAAGGCGAAGACGAUGAUAACAGUCCAGAAACGCAGAAAUUUAAGCUUAAAAUUAUGCAACAAGAGUUUGUGGCAGAGAUGAAGAAGAAAACGGAAAAAAUCAAACCCCGACUCAUUGGGUGUAUCUGGGAAAAGGAAAGUGAGGAAAGUACAAACAGUUACAUUGAGUGUUCUGCACUGAUUCGGAAAAUGUUGGACGAUCGUGCGAUGCUUUUCAAUCCGGAUGAACCGAUCUCGUUCACUCGAUGCAUUUCCAAGGAUGAACAGGAUGCGACAACAAUAUCACCUAGCAAGGAUAAUGAAAAACCGACGAUAAAGAAGGUUAAGAUCACCGAAGAAGCCGUACGUGAUUUGGCUCGUUUGGUGCAUGGGAAUGUUAAUAAUCGUAAGUUUUUGGUCCGUGAGUUUCAUGCAUUUCAUGCAAGCCGUAAUGAAGCCGUCGAGUUUAGCUUGUUAAGUAUACAGGACAAAAUUAAAGAAAUUGCCCAUUGGGGACCAUGCACUGUGGAGGGAUCAAUGCAGGGAAAGCUGUGCUGGAUGGUGGACGAGAACGUGCUUCAACAGUACGAUCUGAAGGAUGUGACACUUCCGAAUGAAUGGAAGUAUCAUCUACAGAAGUCUAAAUUCGCAAAGCAAGAAAAGAAAACAAACGCGGAAAAGGAAAGCAAUCCAUUGUCUGAUACCGGUGAUGGUACCGCGACAAACAAAGUAUCAAACGAAACAUGUGCAGUAGAUGUAUCGGAGAAAGAAAAAGCUGAACCUCCGACGGUACAGAAAAGCGUUGCUAACGGGAAAAGUAACGAUGCCGUUGCAGUAACUGGCAAGGUUCCGACCGUGACAAAAUCCAAAAAACGUGUGCCUCUCCUGAUGUCCGUCCCUCGUGGACAAAACAUAAAUCAGACUACUAAAAACAGUCUUAUCAGUCAGUUCUUGUCGAGGGAGAAUAGUGUGAAGACAAAACCAGUAACGCCGGAUGCUAAAAACAUCGAUAAUGCAGUUAUUGAAAUAGAUUAAAACGAUUAUUUUAACAUUACUGUUUUGUGUAAAGGUCUGUGCUGAAAUAUGUUUUGAAUAGUUUAUUCUCAAUCAUAUGGUGUAACAUUAGCAUAUUAGGAUGAUUUAGCAUGUAACAACUUGCACGUGAAAUAUAUACAAGGUAACACGUAAGCGGUUAUUAACAUUACAAUUUUCUAUUACUUCUUCUUCUGGUUAUGUGUUGUAAUGGAGUUAGAAAGAUGAGAACAAAGAAUUUACGUAGAUUGAAACACAUAACAAACCAGUAAAGUGAUACCCAGGAAGAGGAACAUUGAUCAGAGGAAUAGAAGAAAUUCAUAACAAGACAUAAUGUUGAGCUAGCUUAUCAGAUUGUUAUGAGCAUGGAUCACGACACAAUACUAGUAUCGUUGGACGCAUAAAAAUCAUUACAAAGAUGCGA
Molecule: messenger RNA, 3892 nt
Organism: Anopheles funestus (African malaria mosquito)
Lineage: Eukaryota; Metazoa; Arthropoda; Insecta; Diptera; Culicidae
Gene: Caf1-180
Product: chromatin assembly factor 1 subunit A-A
Exons: 3
Coding region: 361-3471 (1036 amino acids)
Biological process (GO): nucleosome assembly
Cellular component (GO): nucleus; CAF-1 complex
Source: RefSeq, a predicted model, not a curated record